UUCAUCCCUCCCUCCAACCAAAGGGAUGGCGAGUAAUCAGACACUUGGCGCAGGCGCACAAGUGGCUUCCCAUCACUUUAUUUAGUAUCCGUUUCUGUGAGGCAGAUACCCGCUAACUGCGAUCGGCCUGUAAAGCACUUUUAGUCGUUGUGCUCGGUGAUUGGAAACUCUUGAUUGUUAAAUAACCUCGCUGGUGUGUGAUUUUGGUUGCGCACUCUUUAUCAGUGAAUGGUUACAUCCCUCCCACGUGCUUGUCGGCGCUUAAGACGGUAUUCCCAUCUUUCGCUUGAAGGAGCGCAUCCUUGCGUAAAAUGCUAAUUUUUGAAAGCAAGUGAACUCGAAUUUAGUGGAAUAUAUUUCGAUUCGAUAGACUUUCGAUUUCAGUGAAUUCAGUUUUAAACUUUCUUCAAACUGCCGUUUUGAAUUCGGAAGUUUUCAAGCAAAUGGGGACUGUGAACUAUCUGAUGAUAACUACUAUUUAUUAUUGAGAAAACUGUUUGUAUAUGGAAUGCAAAAAAACAAUUAAUUCCUGUGUACGGAAAAUAUCUCAGAAAUACUUUUUUGGCCACUGUGAAAAAGUUUGCUGUCAGUGACAUAAAUAAAUUUUUGUGGAAGAGAAAAAUAAUAAUAUUAUUAUAUGCUGAAAAUUUAUCCGGAAAAAAAGGUUGUUAUUAAGGAACAGCAUUAAGUCAGGAAAAAAUAUAUAUAUUGCUUGAAAAAUAGUGUACGCUUCAUGAAAGUAAAAAUAAUUUAAUUACCAAAGUUAUGUAUGUUGUUAAAACUCAUAUCAUUUUAAAUUGAAUCGAUUUAACCUGAAGAAACAACUGAAAAACUGUCAGUCUAUGAUUUUUAACUAUAAUUCAACAUUAAAAGCAAUUUCAUUUUUAUUUUAAAGCUAUAUUUGUAUUUAAUGAUCACAGUUUUCUUUAUGCUUUUAUUAAAGCUAAAUGAAACAUAUUUCUAAUUUCACAAGUAAAUCUACGGAAAUAAACUUGAAAAGUAAUAUCGCCUGAAGCACAUCACCCUUGAAAUUUUAAAAGAUUCAGCUUGAAAGAAAAUGCCAGUGAAAAUUUCAUUCCUACAAAAAUGAUCGAUGGGAAGAUUAAUACAGCGAGGAAAUUCAACUGAAUAAAAUAAUUUCAAAUUCAUUUCUUACCUUUAAAAAAAAUAAGAUACGAAACAAAAUAUCACUGAAAAGAACGAACGAAUUCAAAUCAUCUCAGCGAGCCUUUAUUAAUAAUUUUUUUUUUAUCGUUUACUUUCAAAGGAAAAGGAAUGCUUUGAAUUCCCUUAAAAAAAGUUUUGAACAGAAAUUAUUCAAACUCGUCUGAUCCGUAUUCUCAUUCAAUUCAUUCUGAGAGUGCAUCCGUGUGAGCAAAUAUUAUUCGGAGAAGGUUUAGAUUUUUGUAUUUCAUUGAUUCCGAAACCUAGGAGGAAACAAUCCAAUUUUGAUCGAUUUCAAUUCGCCGAAAAAGAAGCGAGACAGAUUCAACUCGGAACAGGAAUGAAGCACGACAAAAUGCACAUGACGAGGAAACACGUAUGGUUCCUUGUGUUUUUGGCAGCUGCAUCGGCGCAGCUGAAAGCUGAUCUAGAGCCUGAGUUUGUUCAGAGCAUUCCAAACGUCACUGCAGUUCUUGGAGGCGAGGCUGAGCUACCGUGUACGGUGGAAAAUUUAGGAUCCUAUAGGGUUGCUUGGAUCAGAGUAGAAAGUCAAACUAUCUUAACUAUUCACAAAAAUAUUAUUUCAAGAAACUAUCGUAUCACUCUAAACCACAAGGACCAUCGUCACUACAACUUGCACAUUACGAAUGUACAGGAACAGGAUCGAGGCAGCUAUAUGUGUCAAAUAAAUACAGUUCCAAUGAAGAAGCAAAUAGGAUAUCUUGAUGUCGUAGUGCCUCCACAAUUCAACCAGACAGAUCGAAGCACUGAAGUGCUUGCACGUGAAGGGACCAACGUGACGCUAAGUUGUGCAGUGACUGGUCAUCCUCAGCCCACUGUCACGUGGCAAAGGGAAGAUGGACAAGCAUUUACCGCUGGACCAGCGCACAACAAGGUCAAAAAAAAUUCUUAUGAAGGUGAGGAUUUGGUGAUAUCCAAAGUAAGCCGUCUACAUAUGGGUACUUACAUUUGCACAGCGGAAAACGGAGUGCCGCCCUCCAUGUCCAGGAGAACGCAGCUUUAUGUGCACUUCCCUCCGAUGUUGUGGAUCCCUAACCAGUUGAUAGGGGGUUCCGUGGGCAACAGCGUCACCCUGGAGUGUUUGGUGGAGGCCUUCCCGAAGUCCCUCAACUAUUGGACACGGCAUGAUGGCCAGCUCCUCAUAUCAGGGGAUCGCCACACCGUGACCGUGCAAGAGAACACUUACAAAAUGCACAUGACGCUCACCGUGCGCAGGCUCACCAAGACAGACUUUGGGACCUACACUUGCCUGGCCAGGAAUUCACUCGGCUCCACGGAAGGAACCAUCAGAGUUUACGAAACUAUUAAUCCGCACAGUACAAGUACAGCCAAAACAGAUUACGUAGAAGAUGAAAGGUUAGAAAUGCUGGAUGAUUCUCUGAGCAGAGAGAGGAAUUUUCCGAAUCAAUCACCUGCACAUGAACCAGCCAGCACACAAGAUACCAAGCGCAGCAAUGCCGCAACCGGCAGUCCUCUACUAAUCCUCAUGCCAUUGGUCUUGUUCGCUCCAUUCCUUCUAUGAAAGGUCUCUUGUGUGUCUACAGAACUGCUCAAUGAUCAAGAAUAGUCACUGAUCAACAUUAGCGACAGAAGAGAACUAAGCCAAGUGCUUCAUUUUAUGUUGAUUUAUGUGAAUAAGAAAUCGAGAGUUUAGAACUUUUCUGAGGACUUGUUAUCAAGCUUCUUCAAAGUUCAAUCAGGUGAAGAUCAAAAUGGGAUACUUUUGUAAAACUCCUCCUGAUUUCUAAUUUUGUAUUUAACCUCAUAGAUUCAGAAAAAUGGACUCUCUAAGGCAAGGUUUUCGCUGUCAUUUGUUAUAAAUAAAAAUUGAUUAAUUAUAGAGACAUUUUAAGGAUAUAAUGGUAUAAUUGAUUGCGUUAAGAAAGGGGUAAUUGUCUCAAUUUAUGGUGAAUUGGUGCUUAUUAUUGAAUUCCUUUUAGAGAUUAUAAGGAAAUGUCUUAUCUGAAAAAUAUCUUACUUAAGGGUGCUUGAAAUUUUUUUUGAGCUAUAAUUUGAACAGAAAUUCUUUUUAUAGAUUCAAAGCUUUUUUUAUAUGCAUUUUGAAAAUUUGAUUUAAGGAAAUAUAAUACCAUUCUUGAAUCCUUAUUUAUUGUUUGCUUAAAUAAAAUGUAAAUCUAUUAAGGGAAGGGGAUUUUCCUUAUUGUGCUUCUUUAUUAAAAUCCAUUUUAUACUGCAUUAUAUUUCAUGAGAUAUUAUUUAAAAAAAUAAUAUGAAAAAUUGAAUAGUCAACAGUUUAUUUACACUCUCAUUUUCGUUCUUUAAAUUCUUCAUUUGGUAGACCCCUCCCCACCUCCUAUAUUUUAUUUUAUUUGUUUUUAAACGAUAUGAAUAUAAUGGUGUUUUUUUUUUUAUUUAUUUUAACCGAGAAGAAAUAGAGAUUUGGGAAAUAUACGUUUUUUUUAAAACUAUUAAUAUCAUUCCGGCUCAAUAAUAUCAUAGUUCAUCGAAAAAUUUGAUACUUUGAGAUCUU
Molecule: messenger RNA, 3676 nt
Organism: Argiope bruennichi
Lineage: Eukaryota; Metazoa; Arthropoda; Arachnida; Araneae; Araneidae
Product: lachesin-like
Exons: 9
Coding region: 1505-2707 (400 amino acids)
Cellular component (GO): neuron projection
Source: RefSeq, a predicted model, not a curated record